Molecule: messenger RNA, 12289 nt
Organism: Caenorhabditis auriculariae
Lineage: Eukaryota; Metazoa; Nematoda; Chromadorea; Rhabditida; Rhabditidae
Source: the annotation of a GenBank genome assembly
AUGUCUGAGGCGUGCACGGCGGCCGAGACGACGGCCGAAGACCUCGUCGAACGCGGCGGACGUCCCCCAGCCUCUCCCAAACCGGCCCGACCUCCUCUGACGGUAAGGGGGCGGUUACUGUAGAAAAAAGGAUAUUUUUGGCAUUCUUACCAUUGAGAGGUCCCACUGCGACCAGAGACCAUUCCCUGGUUCUUAUGAGGAAGUUUGAUCCCUUUUUUGGCAUCCAUGGCCUAGUAGUGAGCUAAAUUACUCCGAGAAGAGAGUUUGACUUGAAAAGUAAUCGAAAAAUGGGUUAUAAAAAUAGAGUUUGAGUCCAGGAGGUAUGAUCAACGGAAAUGGGAUUAAGCUUCAAUUUUAAGAGAUAAGAAUGAUUUUAACUUAGGAAGACUAGGGAGGAGGCCUCUUCCAAACCGGCCCGAACCUUUUUACCGUUUGAAGACUUCUUCUUCCGGGAAAGAGUUACUGCGUAGCUACUUGAAAAGUUUCAAGUCAUUUGCGAAGUUUCAAGUCAUUUGAGCCACUUUCAGAGAAGUUAUGCUCGAAUAAUUAUUUUGAAAUACCUUCAUUGACAGUACUGUAUUUCUCGAAAACUAGAAGGUUUUUCGGGUUGAGGCUUUCGGAAUCUUCUACUGGGAGUUUUCUGGCUGAUUUUGAAUCUCAACCGCAAAGUAGACGACCUUCCUUGUCAGGACGACUAGAGAGAAGGAUUUGAGAAUGUUUAAAAAGGUGUGUCUAUAGACUGAAGUGUAUGAAGUACUGAAAAUGAACUUUACCCGUCUUUUUCAACAAUGUCACUCCUGAAAGUAGGAACUUCCAACCGUAAGACAGUAAGAAAAAAAAAAGAAAAUUUCCCCCAUCAAGGAAUUUAUCUUCUUCAGAUAACCCGGCAAGGAAGUAGUAUUGUAUCUUCUGUUGACCGUGGCUCUGUUAGCCGAGAUUACGUUUAUUCCCUACAUCACAACUUCAAAUCAAGCCUGCUCUACGGAAAGAACAAUGUCGCCGUGGCGGUCAAUGGUGGCAAGGAAUCUGUCAAAGGUAAACUUUUCCAUUUUUUGCUCGAAAGGCGUGAAAUUUUGUAGUGCGGCAAUUAUGUAGCCUAAUAUGUCGGGAACUUUGAAUAUAAUGUCUUCAAUUGAUAUUUCGGAACCUGAGACUUCAGUUCGAUAGGAUAAGAUUGUUCUAAACUUCAACUUUUCGUUUUUCUACGUUUUCGAGCUGUAAGGAUAGUUUUAGCCUGAAAUUUUUCGUUGUUCCUUGAAAAAUUAAAAUUCAUAACUUCUUUUUAAUUUUGUGCGUCUUAAAUAAAUAGCCCCUCUCAGGAUUUUUUCGGUCCAAAAUUCAAUAAAAAAAAAUAGAAAUAAGUCCAAAAGUGCAAACUUUAGGUGCUCCAGUGAUAAUCGGCGUAUUUUUUUAAUCAAUCAGACUUUUUUGAGCUUUUGAAGCUGAAUUUUUUUAAGAUUUUUUUAGUUCCUGUGAUGAUGUUUUUGUUUUUUAUAAUACACAAGAAGCGGCACGCUUUUUCAGUUUUUUUUUUUCCCUUAGCUUGAAAUUUGCAUUUUUAUUUCCUUUGAAUGACCGCUUGCAGAACGCCUUAUACUUGUAAGCGUUCAGAUUUAGGCUACCUGUCGCUGCACAAGAACGUCGACGGAAAUCUUACCCUCAAAUGGACGCCGAAUCAACUUAUGCAUGCAAGGUUUGUAUUAGAUUCUCGUUUUUUUCCAUUAAAUAUUUUUUUGAAAAAUUAGCAGUUUGAUGAGAAAUACUCAGAGCUCAAAGACCGCCAAAAAAACUUGGCUAACCAGCGCUAUUUUUUUAGGGGGAGGGGGAAUUCGAAAUCGAGGAUUGUUUCAAAGGAUUGGUUAGAGAUUGAAGGAAUCGCAUGGGCUAGAAAAUUUGAAAAUAAACGGUUGAAAAUUAACUUACGGCGCGCCUUGGGGGUGCGCGCUUUUAUGCUUCCCCCUAACUUUUUGGAAUGGUUUUUUCGCGCGCCAAAGUUGGAUUUUGAUCCAGUUCACGUCUGCCUCGGAGUAUUUAGUUAAAUAAUUCCAUAAUUUUCAGCUCCCAGCCCUCGUCGGCUCACUCCAAAGACGGAGAAUUUGCUGGUUUAUGGCGCCACGCCAUUCACAUUGAAUUACAGGACAUUAUUUACAUCCACCUUCAUCAGAGAGGUUCGAAAAUGCAUUGUGAUGCUUCUCGUAGAAGAUUAAUUAAUGAAAAAUUGGUUUCUAAUGAGAAAAACAAAAGUGACGUGGAGAAGACGUUUAUGGAUUUAUUUCAUUGUUUGUUUAUUACGUGAAAUGGAUAUUUUUGAAAUAUUGAACUCCUUGAGAGAAAGUUGUGAUCAAAAACGUAGUUUUUCCUAUCUCUUCUGACCUCGCUGUAUCUUGAAAAAUGAAAAAGUCUCUAUAGAAUAUGUUCCAGACGAGAACUCGCCGGCGUGCCUGACCUUUGUCAACUGUGAAGGUGUUCAGUCAGCCCCCCUCCAACUCCCCGCCGGACAGCAUUCGUUGGCCUUCCUGACGUCCUUGGAGACUGGUCUCGCGCCCUUACUCCGCCUAGAUCCACCUCUCUGGACUGGACAGUCCAAAGGUCUAGUAGAAACAUCUUGCAAACUGAUAAGGGAACUUUUUUUUAGUACAGAACUUACAGGAUCUGAAAAACUCUAUCUUUUGAAAAUAUAAACUCUCAGGACCUAAAAUAUCCAGAAAUAAUUAUAGUUUUAACUUCUGUAUAGCCAUUUCGCAGCUUCUGAGAAAAACGAAGCUUUGAAAAAAAAAAAUGAAAACUGAAACGAUUCGAAAAUAACUUUAGGAAGUUCCUUUUUUAUUUAUUUAAAAAGAAUCUCUGUUUUCAGCUGAAUCCUGCUCGAAUUUUGAGCCGAACACGUGCUUUAUCACUUGCCUCCUUCGGAAUUAAAGACUUCAGUCAUUUUUUAAGAUUUCUGUGAAAUAUGAGAUUUAAAAUAUUGUUUUUGGGCCGUUGUUUUUGGGAAGAUUGGUUGGAUUUGACGUGAUGUUCACCUGUAAGCUGUAUGACGUUUUGCCGGAAUUCUAUUGAAAAAGACGGGGAAAAGCUUGAAAAAUUGAGCUUUUGUGAGAAAAUGGUCACGCCAGGUGUCCCAUCGUAUCAUCUGAAAUAAAGAGAUUUCGAUGAAAUAUUAUUCCAGGUUUUUAGAGCGAUCGAUUUUCUGGAUCUAAAGCGCAAAGUUUUGACAUCUUUGAACAUUAACAUUCUCAUGGACCGUUUUCCCAAUAUGUUCUACCAAGUAAAAUGUCCCCUUUUCCAGAAAAGAUCCUGCCGCGUUUGAGGAAACGAUCUACCGCUCAAGGAUCACCGCCAAUGAUGAUGGACUACGUUUUCCGGCUCGUCAGAACUUCUGGCCUCGAACCGGCGCCCGAAGACGACGAACCCGACUCCAAUGCCCCUUCGCCCAUUCCCCCGAUUCACGAUAAUUGGUUCAUAAUUUUUCUGAUUUUUUUUGGACAUUUGUCAACUUAUAGCUUGAAUAAAGUUUCUUUUCAGCGUCUCCCUGCCCAACUCGCCGUACUUCACCGACAACGUCGACAACCUUGUGAAGCGAGUUUCAGAAUAUAUUUUUCGGAAAAUAAUGGUCGAUGGAGCAUCUUUCUUUUUCGAGAUUUCUGAUUUUUUGAAUAGCUUGAUCUAGAUCGACACUUUUCUAAUGAAAAAUUUGAUAUUCCGGGGUAGAAAAUAAGAUUUUGAAAAGAGAUUUUUUGUUCUUCCCGUUUUGUAGAAGCAUUAGGUAAAAGAUAUUGAAAAUUAAGUUUUUUGAGUGAAUUUUUCUGAGUAGGAUAGGUUUUUUUUUUGGUUUUCCUGAUAAAAAGUAGGUUUUCUAGAGUUUUUUUAAUACUUUUUUUAUCAGCUCUGAGUUCAUUGAACCUAUUAAAAAACUUUGUUAGAGUUCAAUCCGAUUUUUUUUUUGACUCAAAAAGUUUUUCACAGAUGCUCUCUUCACUUUGGAUCACUAAGAAAAGAAAAUUUCAUACGUUUUCUUCAAUUUUUCUAAUCGAUUAAAGAAUAUUUUCCAGCUUACAAAUCGGCAAGGCGUGCCAAUCGAUGCAGCACCAGAUCCUCGCCAGGGCUUUUUAUGGAUGUUCGUUUUCGAUUUAUUUUAAAAAUAGCUCCUCUUCCAAAUCGAAUAUUCAAGCCACGUGAACCAUUUGCGCGCUCCACUUCAUUACCGUCGAAUGCCAGGAAAGAAAAAGCCAUAAUUGUCGAAUAUUCUAGAGCUUUCACACGGCUGGGUCACGCCUAUUCCCUCCGUAGACCACGCCUCUUUUUCUUUUUUUUGCGCCACCAAUUCGAUUCGUGUGCCGCGUUUUAUCGCAUUUUUUUGGGCGCUUUACCGCGAGAAAAAUUGACUUUUCAUGGAUUUUCUUUGGGAGAGUUUCGGUCGUUUUCCUGCCUUUUUUGGUUUUCUUUUUCAAAAUAUUUUCCGGUCAAAAAAAGCUUGAUAUGUUCAAGUAAAGGGAAUUUUUGAAAAUUUGGAGCUUUCUGGAGAUUUUUCUAAAUAUGUAGGUCGGGAAGUUUCAAUAAAGAUCAUUUUUUCGCUUUUCAAAACCUUUUUUCACGACUUCCUUGGCAAAUAUUGAGCGCAGAAUGUGAUUUGAAUUGAAAAUAGGUUCCUAAAAAGGAAGGUCCACUUGGCGGUUGAGCAUUCUCUGAAAAUUGACCAGAACACUUAUUUAAGUACCAGAUAAAGGUCUCAACUUGCAUAACUACUUAGUUUUUGGGAAAGACCACCUCGAAGUCAAAGAAACCCCUGAAAAUCCGCUGAAAUAGGCUUUGAGCCCUUAUUUUUCAAAAACUAGAGUUGUGACUCCGAGAAUCUUCUUCUGGUACCUCCAGAAGUGUUCUGACCAACUUUCAGGAAAUUCUCAACCACAAAGUAAAACUACCUUUUUUGUAAAAGUUAGAAGAAAAAUACUUCAAUUUAUUUGACCGAUGAAGUUUUUUCCUCAGUUUGAAACUCUUUAUUUUCCAAAAAUGGAGUCCUAUCCUUGCAGGGCUCACCUACGUGAGACACCUUCGAACUGUCCGAAAGCACCUGCUUCACCUGGUCAACACGGAGAACGCGAUGAAACACGACGACGAGGCGUUGCCGGUGGACGAGGCGUUCUGGAAAAAGUGCCGGACUGAGACCACUGUUCGUAGUUUUUUCGAGUCUUUGAUGUUUUAUAUGUUCCACGUGAUUGGACUUCCCUGUGUUUCUAAGUACCUUUUUGAAGUAUCUUGAGCCUCUUAGGAGCUCCAGAGUGGUCCCUAUAGGGGCAACUUUAGAAGCGCUUGGAGGGCCCCUCUAGGGACCACUUUACCAACACUUAUAGGAAUCACUUAAGCUUCCAAAGUAGUCCCUAUAGGAGACCUUCUAGUCGAUAAUUCUUAGGAACUCUAAGCGAAGAAGCAUUUCCAUGGGAAAAAACGGAAUGAAGAAGCUUUUUGAAUAAAGUUGAAAGACCCCUUUAGGGUCCACUUGAGCUUUAGGGAUUAAGGGGUCAGACUCUAAACUCCUAUAAGAAUCACCUUAAUUUUAUCCCUAUAGGGACCACUUUUUAGGCUCCUAUAGAGUUUGCUUUUGCCCCCCACCCCUAUAGGGACCAUUCUGGAAUUCCCAAGGUUUUCAUAACUCGAAAAACUUCAGUUGUUCGUUCCAGUAUGACAGUAGAAUUUAGGAAGAGCUGGAACGAGAAUUCCUGCAACGGGUCUACCUUCGUGGCAUCGAGGGGAAAAAUCCGAAAGAGCUCCGGAGACAGGUAAAUCCAAUCAAAAUUGGGAUCCAGAGGUUUUGAAAAGUUUUGAAAAAUUUUUUGGAUUCCAAGGGACUCGGAGAAAAAUGAGAGUUCACUAGAGUGGCUUACUAACAAAAGAACAGAUCGUUUGAAAGAAAAUUCAGAUGUUUUUUUCAAAGUUUUCAAUUUUUGAGAACGGCAGUGGCAUUGAGCUAUCACUACAGGAUGAGUAAAUCUUUCGACCCCUUAAGUGAUCACUUUCAGUACGCCUAAAGGCUACAAAAUUGGAUUUCAACGGGCUGUGACUCCUGUGCCUGAGAAGAAACGUCACUUUUCCAAAAAAUCGAUAAACUACUUCAGUGGUCACUGGAAAACCGCGCUUAUUUGAUCUUUUUAGGAUCUUGAACCCUCUAGUAGCCACUUGGUUCCUCCUUCAAGAAUGUCUUAGUUAUCAUCUUUGAAAUAACUUUGAAGAGCUCUCAGAAUAUUUUUCUAUUCAGGCGUGGCCAUACCUGCUCGGACUCUACGCCUGGACCGAGGCUCCCGAGCCGAAAACGAGCGAAUUCACGGCGAAAUACCGUGAAGAGGUCGACGAAUGGCGGAUUCUGGAGGCGGAAGUCAGACGUCGCGACGAGGAAGCUUUCAUCGCCGGUUCAUCUCUCUCUUUUUUUGGGCAAAAAAAUCCUUCUAUGGAAUGAGAUAUGGCGCCGUGGGCGCUUUUCAUUACCUUGGGCUUAAAUUUUGGGUUCCUGGUUGGGACACCGGAGAAUUUCAGAGUAGGAAAUGGAGAGUAUGCUGAUAUACCUGAUGAAUAUUUUUACCGGGUAAAUUUUUAGUGGCCACUAUGGAGGCUCGCCAAGGACUACUUGGAGAGGACACUGAAGUGAGCACUAAACCCACCUCUAUAGUGGCCACUAUUUUCCGUUUUAGGGGCCACUUCAGUAGUUUUUCAUCCAAUACUCCUUCCAGCAACUCUGAUAAUUUUAAAACAAACAGAGUGGACCAGUUAUGUUGAUCCAUGGACCCCUAAAGUGGCACUGAAAUUUUUAGUGGUCACUUUAGGGGUCAAUUAUUUUUAAUUUUUAACCAAUAAUUUUAAACAUCUUCAGUUGCCACUAAUUUGACUAAUAGUGGCCACUAAAAAAUUUUCUCAGUAUAGGAAGCAUUUUUUUGAUUUUUUUAGAGAUGAAAAAUGAAAAAAAUCUUGUUCAAAAAUGCAAGAUUCUCAUGAGGAUCUGAAAUUAAUUUUUUUGACUUUUAUGACUUUUUUUUCUUGGAAAUCGAGGUAUGAAAAAAAAAUUUUUAGAGCUCAUUCCAUCAAAAGAACGGAAAAUUCACACAGAAACACGCUGAAAGUUUUUUUGAACGAGUAAGAAAGUUUUUGUUUUGUGAUUUUUUCAUUUGAAAUUUUCAUAGUUCACACAAUUCUACGAUUUUUGGACCCACUUAAGAGACAACUUGAGCUCUAUCAAGCGCUUUGAACUCACUAUUAGAAUUUAGAAAAUUCAUCAAUUUCAACUCAAAUGGCAAAAAAAAACAUUUUCAGCCCGACAAAAACGAGGAUCGCCCACACGCGAGUGCUCCGUCAUGAGCGACGUUUUCGAAGACCCGGAGGUCUCUUUUCUUUUCCAUUUAUUGUGUUUGUCCCAAUUUCCUUUGACACUAAUCCAAUUUAUUCAUAAAUGAAUGAAUAGGAAGCGACGUGUUCCUCGGAGUGGCUCGUAACUCAAUUCGCGACGAACCUUCAUCGGAUCGACAAGGACGUCGAAAGAUGCGACCGCAACUUGAUCUUCUUCUCCAACAAGGACAACUUGGAGAGCUUGAGGUGGGGAGAUGAGGAGACAGUUGGAGAAAAUCGAAAAUUAGCCUUUUUUUUAAUUGACAGGUACAUUCAUGCUUUCUUAGGAACUUCAGAGGGGUCCCUAUAGGGGGAACCUUGCGCCCUUGGAGGGUCCCCUGAGGGACCACUCCACCAAACCCUAUAGGGGCCUGUAAACUUGCGAAAGACCCCUAUAGAGUCCACUUGAGCUUUAGGGGCUAAGGGGUCAGACCCUAAACCCCUAUAGAGACCACCUUAACUAUACCCCUACAGGGACCACUUUCGGCCCCUAUGGAGUUUGUUUUCCGCCAACCCCCCCUUCCCCCCAUCAACCUUUUUCCGUUAUAACGAUCUAAUUAUACCUGAAAUAACACAUUUAUUUGGAAAAAAAACCGUAGCAACGUUCAAAAUAACUUUUCAGCUCGAAAAAAACUUGCAGUUAGCAAAUUUCAGAAGAGUUAUGUGCACGUAUGUCCGCCGCAACCUCGAAGAAGGCUACAUCCAAGGAAUGUGUGACCUUUUGGCCCCACUCCUGGUCAUUUUCGAAGAUGGUUUGGAAGCUCCCUGAAACAAACUCUCAGCUUCAACAGUUGUAGAAGCUUUAACAUUGGAAUGCUUCACGAUUCUGAUGGGACGGUUGAGGGAAAACUUCCCGCAACGCUCUGGAAUGGACCAGUGUCUGUCGAACUUGCGCUCCCUGAUCCAGGUCAAUUUAUUGAUUAUGUAACCCCCUAAAUGUCAUGUUUCCAGGUCGUCGACCCGCAGAUCUUCACACUAUUGACGGGAACCGGCGAUUUCACUCACCUGUACUUCAGUUAUCGAUGGUUCCUGUUGGAUUUCAAGCGGGGUGAGGAAAUAUGAAUGUUUCAGGAAUUUUAAAAAAAAAAUGGAAAAAUUCAUUAUGAAAGGUUUAGAGAAACCUUAAAACUUGUCUGUUCAGCAUUGAUUUCUGGUGCGAAGGCGCGUUUUUCAUCGAAACUGCCCCUAAUUACUCCAAAAGGGCUCUUCACUGUGAGACCUCCAUGAUUCCUAUUCAUGCGCCUUUAAAAAAAACAUGAAACAUAAGAAAUAAGAACAUUUCCUCGGUUUCAAUUGAUUUCCAUCACUUCUCACGCCGUUUUUUUGAAGACGCCCCGCCCAUAUUUUUCCCGUAAAAUGUAGUGUAUCGUCUGCAUGCACCGCGGCGCUCGCGCACAUACCACGUUCAAAUCGAUUUUUCGCGAAAUUUAAAAAAAUCAUAUCAAAAUUUCUGAAAUUCAGUUAUAUUUUUUUCACUCUCUGAUGGCUAUUUCGAAUUUCGCGAAAUUACUCUCAACACGGUAUUUGUUUUUUUAAAAAUGAAACAGGAAAAUCGCGUUUUUUUGAAGGAGAAAUAUAUUCGUCUCAUGACCCGUUGAUGCGCCUUUAAUAUUUUUCUGUUGCUUACGCGUUUUUUUCCCCUGACGUCAACUAACAAAAAAACACCGUUUUCUGGGCAGAAAAAGAAAAAUUUCAUAAAAUUCAGGAAAAAAAGGCUUUUUCCACCUAACAAUUUCAAAAUAAAUAUCUUUUUAAAAAAAUCAUAUCAAAAUUUCUGAAAUUCAGUUAUAUUUUUUUCACUCUCUGAUGGCUAUUUCGAAUUUCGCGGAAUUACUUUCAACACGUUUUUUUAAAAAAAUGAAACAGAAAAAAAUCGCGUUUUUUUGAAGGAGAAAUAUAUUCGUCUCAUGACCCAUUGUUGCGCCUUUAAUAUUCUCUGUUGCUUACGCCUUUUUUUCCCCUGACGUCAACUAACAAAAACACCGUUUUCUGGGCAGAAAAAGAAAAUUUCAUAAAAUUCAGGAAAAAAAGGCUUUUUCCACCUAACAAUUUCAAAAUAAAUAUCUAUUUUUUUCCUAGAAUUGUCGUACGAGUGCACCUACAAAGUGUGGGAGACGAUCUGGGCGGCCGGAAGAACUGUCAGCCCACAAUUCGCCUUGUUCUUCGCCCUGGCAAUGGUCACCAACUACCGAGACGUCAUCGUCGACAACAACAUGGACUUUACCGACAUGAUCAAAUUCUUCAAUGGUUUGUUUCUGGGGUGAACUUAUGAACUUUAAAACAAUUUUUCAAUAGGAAAACCCCGAAUUUUCUGAUAGUAUGUUGUUGUGCGUCAAAGUGUACACUAGCAAACAAUUUUUACGCGCAUUUUUUUGAUGGUACGACAAAAUCUCAAGUCCGCAAAUCUCGAGGACCGUAAUCUUGUGUACGCAGAUCUAAAGUCCCAUAAUCUUGGAAACCACAAUCUUGGAAAGCAAAAAUCAACGCUUUUGCGAACAGAUUUUUUCAGAAAUUGUAUUCGGUGAUCCAAACAAGAGAAUAUAAGUAGAUAAAGUGCAAUAAAGAAGACUAAAAGGGAAGAUUUUUGCUUUCCAAGAUUGUGGUUUCCAAGAUUUUGGCCUCCAAGAUUUUGGUUUCCAAGAUUAUGGGACUUUAGAUCUGCGUACACAAGAUUACGGUCCUCGAGAUUUGCGGACUUGAGAUUUUGUCGUACCAUCAUUUUUUUCAGACGGAAGUUUUUUUAUAUCUAUUUUUUUAAACUGAUUCCAUUUGUUGUUCAAAGCUAAUUAUCAAAUCAAUACCUCGAAAUUUGAAGAAAUGGCCGAACGACAUGACUGCGCGAGACUUCUACAAGCGGCCAGGAACCACGUCUGGUGCCUCCAAAAUUUGGUUCAACAACUGCGAUAAUUUCUUUCAUUUUUUUUUCAAUUCUCGUAGUUAUAGUUCUGAAGAACGCUAACGAUAUUUAUCUGCUUGCAAAUUUCAUCAUGUAUUCUUUUUUUUUUCAUGGUUCCCAAAUAACCAUGUUUUUCUUUCGGAUGGUCUUUUUCUUGUUAAUUUCUUCCAUGUUCUCAUUUUCAGUGUAUCAAAUUUGGCUGCAAGGUUUUUUAGUUUCAUUUUUCGCUAGAUUUUUUUUAUUUCCUCGUCCAAAAUAAUAGAAAAAAUUAAUCGUGUUUUACUUACAUAUUUUGUGCUAACAAAUACGUGGUCCUUCCGAUUAAUUUUACGUUGUCCAGAGAAGAGUAUAUUAAUAAUUAUCUUUAUCUAUCAUCGAAUUACAAUUUUGUUUGAAUAAAUUUUUUUAUUAUUGUUUCUGUGAUUCUUUUUGUCGUUAAAAGCUUCGAUUCACUCGUAUUGUUAAUGAAAAAAAUGUUGUUUUUCAGGGUGUUCUAUUCGAGUCAACAUUGUUUGAGACUCUUAGGAAGGUUUUAUGUUUUUUUUUUCAAGUAAUGAUGGGUAAAAAAAAGUCUAGAUUAUGGAGAUAAUUUUAUAUUAAGAACAAAAGAAACAGAGAGAAAUUGCAGUGAGAACAGACUCGUUGUCUUGAAUUUUGACCCCACCAAUUUUUUGACCCUUUGGCGGCCCAGAAGGGUUUUGUCAUCAUUUGCUCGAUGUUCUAGAAGGUCGACGUUCAUCGAUUGGUUUUCUACACGUUUUUAAGGUUAUUUUCUUUGUAAAUUUAUUUUUAUCGAUCAUGUCAAUGUAUUUAUUAAGCUAAAUAUUAUGAUUCAAAGAAAUUUCAUUGGAAAACUUCAUUUUUUUGGUGUAUUUUUCGAUCAAAAUGAGCUUCAGAAGGAUGUUCUCGUAACUGUUUUAUCUAUUUUAUCUUUUUACGGUAAUACUUGCUGUUUUCUUUCAAGGAGACGGGAAAAUUGCUAAGCUUGUCGGAGUUAUAUAUGAGCUGUUUUAUGUGUUUUUCAGUCAUUAACUCCUGCAGCUGGAAAUGCAAAACAAGGUUUUGAAAACUAGAAAAUAGUUUAUAAGUUAUAUCAAGAUUCGUUUGAAGUUCUUUCUGUGUAUCACUUCUCAAAAAAACUUUUUUCAACGAGUUAUUCUCUUAUUUUUAUUGAAAACGAUAGAACUGACACAAAACCCCCCUCAAACAAAGUAAUUUGAAUAAAUUUGAAAAAGUUUUCGGAAGCAUGAUUUAGGAGUUUUUGCUGUGUGUCGCCUCACUACUUGAUUUUUCUUUCGAAGGUUGUGACUCGUUUAAAGUGAUUUCGUGGUAUAUAAUUUGAAAACGUGAUUUUUUUUUUUGGUUGAUUCUAGGUAAUUAAAAUCAGUUUUCAGACGGAUCAUGCUGUAGCUCUACGACGAGAAGCCGAAGAUGCUUCUAGGACGUGUCGGAUGGAAGAUCUACAACGAGGACAGAAGGACCUCUUCGCCAAAGACGCUGAUUGAAGCGCAACUACCGGCCGAUCGGAAUCGACUCUUCAGUUCAACUCCAGUUGUUGGUUUUUACUCGAAGGUUGUGCCUUGUUCAGAGUGAUUUCGUGGUUUCUACUCGGCAAACUUGUGAAAUAGCGAUGUUUUGCAAGCAUAGUCGAGUGAAAAUCGCAGAGUCACUCUGAACGAGGCAUCACUUCGAGGCAAAACUUGUAGUUACUUCAAAAAAAGUAAGUGUUCGGGGUGUACGAGCCCCUUUGCCACCAACGAACAUAAAUUCUUGAAGAAGCGCGCCAGGAAACGGACGCCACCAGAUCGAUCGUUGGUGACGUCCACACCCGGCGCUGUACUCCAAGAGUCUCUGCAAGUUGGGAGGCAAAUGCUUGGCUGGGAUUCGAACCCGAGUCUCCAGAUCGAGGGACGAGUUGCCUCGCCACUCUACCAAGCCCGCACGUUCGUUCCACAGGCAUCGGCGCCACAUACCGCCGCUGGUCCCGUGUGUUUGCUUGGGCCGAGAGGCAGAGGCGCCGUUUGA